Messenger RNA from Rhododendron vialii, 1302 nucleotides. RefSeq lists its product as uncharacterized. Gene Ontology annotation, molecular function: zinc ion binding; nucleic acid binding. The record is from RefSeq and is a predicted model, not a curated record. Bases 1 to 1302 code for a protein of 433 amino acids. The transcript has a single exon. NCBI's taxonomy places the organism in Eukaryota, Viridiplantae, Streptophyta, Magnoliopsida, Ericales, Ericaceae.
AUGCCUCCAAGGCGGCGACGGACGGUUGAGGAUGUCACGUUGCAUGACGAGCUUGCUGAAUUGCGGCAGUCUAAUCAAACGCUUCAACAUAUGAUGAAUGAAAUUCUCCAAAGGAUGCAAACUUUUCCCUGGCGAAGUCGAAGAAGUCACUCUAGAAUUUCAGGAAGUCAGAGUGAUAUGGAUGAGGGAUCUGAUUCGUUUAGUUCGAAAGAAAAUUCAGAAGCUGCUUUUGGUGAUCGUUGGGCCAUGGAACGAUUGACGAGAGCUCUUAAAGGAACAGAUAGGAGUAUUCAAGUUCACGUGCCGGACUUCGAAGGAAAGUUAGACCCUGAACAAUAUUGUGAUUGGGUUGCCUCUUUGGAAGCAUUUUUUGAAUGGAAAAACAUGACAGAAGAGAGAAAGGUGCAGUUUGUGGCUACAAAAUUGAAGGGCCAUGCCUUGGUUUGGUGGCAGCAAUAUCAACGAAGUCGAGAUAGAAGAGGAGUCCCGAGAGUUGGCACAUGGGCAGAGAUGAAGUUGAAGUUGGAUGAGAAAUUUCUUCCUCUAGAUUACUCUCAUUCCUUGUACCAAAAGUUCCACCGUCUUCGCCAUCACAAUGAGCAAUCUGUGGCUGAUUACACGAAGCAAUUUUACAAGUUGUGGAGUCGCAUUAAUCUAAUGGAGACAGAUGAUCAACUUGUUGCUAGAUACACAAGUGGUUUGAAACUCAACCUUCAAGGGGAGUUAAUGAUGCAUCCCAUCCAUUCACUUGAAGAGGCAUAUCAGAUGGCGCUUAAAGCAGAAGAAAAGGUUAAAUGGGCUCCUUUCGGAAAAGGUGACACUAGUAAAGCUUUGAAAGGGAAGACGGUUACCCAAAACAAGAAAAAUUCAGCACCCAACUCUGAGCAUCCAAACCCACAUGCUGGAGGAGGAAAAAAGGACUUUGGUAAAGCUGAAUCGUCUUCAAGUUCUAAGUGUUUCAGGUGUGGUGAAGCUGGUCAUCGUGCUUAUGAAUGUCCUACCAAGAAAGCUGAGGUGAAUUUUGUUCAAGAAGGGCAAGAAGAAGAAGAAGAGCCUAUUUAUGAUGAAGAGCCUGAAGGUGGAAUUGAAAGGGAGUAUUGUGAACCUGAGUAUGAUGCCCAAAGUCUUGUGAUUCAACAGGUAAUGACUGUUCAAGAAAAUGAUAAGUGGCUCAAGCAUAACAUCUUCCGAACUUAUUGCUUGGCCAAUGGGAAAAAGUGUAUCUUGAUGGUUGAUUCUGGAAGUGUAGAAAAUAUGGUGUCUAAGACAAUGGUCGGGAAGUUGAAACUUGCAUGUGAGUAG